This is a messenger RNA of Gongylonema pulchrum, 414 nucleotides long. The record is from the annotation of a GenBank genome assembly. Lineage: Eukaryota; Metazoa; Nematoda; Chromadorea; Rhabditida; Gongylonematidae.
AUGCUUGAGGGCGAGGGUGAUGGACCGGGCCUUAAACAGCUUGUUGAACAGGUCGUCCGCACUACCGGUAUCAAUGAAGUUGCUGACACAGAAACAAUGCGUGUUGUGAAAGGUGAAACAUCCUCUCGUACGUCGUACACACGUUCCGCGAAAGGCAAUGUUUCCAUUCAUGAGACAUCGCCGGAUGGCAAGUUUAUUGUGUUGGAGAAUACUCAUCGCUCGAAAGAGGAGCCAAUCGGUGAAUGGAAGCUGAAACGAAAGAUUGACGGGAAACGUGAAAUUAUUUACACGCUCCCACGAGAUUUCAUUUUGAAACCGAGCAAGAGUGUUAAGGUCAGUAAAAUAAUCAUCAUUUCGAGGAUCGAGUUUUGGAGUAUGCCGACGCUGCUUCUCCAUUUUCUAUCAUUUCGAUGA